Nestor notabilis (Kea) is the source of this 2062-nucleotide messenger RNA. It is a transcript of the gene CCNC, whose product is annotated as cyclin C. Gene Ontology annotation, biological process: positive regulation of transcription by RNA polymerase II. Lineage: Eukaryota; Metazoa; Chordata; Aves; Psittaciformes; Psittacidae. The transcript is spliced from 11 exons. Gene Ontology annotation, cellular component: nucleus; mediator complex. Gene Ontology annotation, molecular function: cyclin-dependent protein serine/threonine kinase regulator activity. The record is from RefSeq and is a predicted model, not a curated record. Bases 238 to 834 code for a protein of 198 amino acids.
UUACCUUCCUUUAGUUUACAAUGGAUUUUGGAUAAACAAGAUCUAUUGAAGGAACGCCAGAAAGACUUGAAAUUCCUGACUGAAGAAGAAUAUUGGAAGCUACAGAUAUUUUUUACUAAUGUUAUCCAGGCUUUAGGUGAACAUCUUAAAUUAAGACAACAAGUUAUUGCCACUGCUACAGUCUACUUCAAGAGAUUCUAUGCCAGAUAUUCCCUAAAAAGUAUAGAUCCAGUAUUAAUGGCUCCUACGUGUGUGUUUUUGGCAUCCAAAGUAGAGGAAUUUGGUGUUGUUUCAAAUACAAGGUUGAUUUCUGCUGCUACUUCUGUAUUGAAAACUAGGUUUUCGUAUGCCUUUCCAAAGGAGUUUCCUUAUAGGAUGAACCAUAUACUAGAAUGUGAAUUCUAUCUCUUAGAAUUAAUGGACUGCUGUUUGAUAGUAUAUCAUCCUUAUAGACCUUUGCUCCAAUAUGUGCAAGAUAUGGGCCAAGAAGACAUGCUGCUACCUCUCGCAUGGAGGAUAGUGAAUGACACAUAUAGAACUGAUCUUUGUCUGCUGUACCCUCCUUUCAUGAUAGCUCUAGCUUGCCUACAUGUGGCCUGUGUUGUCCAGCAGAAGGAUGCAAGGCAAUGGUUUGCGGAGCUGUCUGUUGAUAUGGAAAAGAUUUUAGAAAUAAUCAGGGUUAUUCUGAAGCUGUAUGAGCAGUGGAAGAACUUUGAUGAGAGGAAAGAGAUGGCUACUAUUCUUAGUAAAAUGCCUAAACCAAAACCACCUCCAAACAGUGAAGGAGAACAGGGUCCAAAUGGUAGCCAGAACUCUAGUUAUAGCCAAUCUUAAGACAUUCCAAAGAAUUUCUUUAUGGACCACUUUGACUCAAGACACCCUGGGAUCUUUCCUGUGUUCAUGAAAUGGACAGAAGGUUUUAGUAACAUCUUUGACAAAGAACUUGAAGAAUAAAUAGCUUGUUUGUGUCAAGCAUUUUGAAAGCUUUUUCUCUAAAACUGCAUCAUUUUCUCUGACGCUGGAGCAGAUGUACUAAGAUUUUUCAGUGUAAGGAAUCAAACGUUAAACCAAGCUGCAAAAGAUUAACACCAUCCACUCAAAACAAGUAGUUCAUUAUUGGGCUUGUUUGUUUUGAGGAAAUUGUAACUUGCCAUUGAACUAUUUUUAAAGUGACAGUAACCUGAAGCCUAAGUGUAACUGUAUUAAUGACUUGUGUUGUCUUCAUUUUGUUUGUGACUGAAGGAAGAUAGUGCACUCACUGUAUGUUAAAUUUAUUCAUUACCUUGAGUUCUGUUGAUUUUUUAAAAAAUAAAUAUGGAUUCUGUAACAAGUAACACAGCAAUUCUUCAGAAACAAAGCCAGCAAAGAAUAUUGUUACCGUUCCAAUGACAGCUGCAGGAAAGAAAUUCAGUUCCUUUUUUUUUUUUUUUGGAUUAGAAAAAAGCUGUUUUACUCAGAAGAUAUACUUGGAGAAUGUUUUUGCCAUGAAGCAUAAUAGCCCAGCUGACCAGAGAAGUGCAAUAUAUAUAACGAUUCUGCAGUUUUCUUAAACAUUUCAAGUGUUACAAAUUAAAAACCCCAACAUACUAUGAUUUCUUUUCUUUGCAAGUAAGCGUUCUGUAUAGUACAAUUGGAAUAGUUCAUAAUCAAGUACCAGUUUGGAUAUGAUUACCGUUUUUUAUGGUGAAUUUUGUUUUGUACAAGACAUACACUGUUAGUCUGCCUUCACUGUUAGUGUGAAUUUGUGUGGUUCAUUAGAGUUUAGUUAAGAGGUUCAAGCUUUCAGUGAGCUUCAUACUGGCUAAUCUUAAUUGUGACGUUAGGAGCAACUUUUUAGAAUAACUGAAAUGGGAUUCCUUGGUUAACUAUGUGCUGGAGAAAAUGAGAUUCCUUCAAACAGAAGUCUGUAUCCUGUCUUCCUUACUCAGGCAGAUACCCCACUGAAGUCAGGAAUUGGCCUAAAUCAAAUUUCUUAAUUUUUUUAGAUAACUUUGUUUCUAAUUAAGUUCUGUACAACUUAAUUUUGAGUGAUAAUACCAAAAGUAUCAAAACUGAAUGAUAA